AUGGCAGCCAAAGUACCGAAUUAUAUACGUGUUAAACGACUUACAUCCACAUACUUUAUCUGUGUGUCUGCCAAAGAUACUGUAGCUCGCGUAAAGGACGUACUGUGCAACACAAUUCUGAAUGGCGACAAACUAGCAGAAGAAGUUAGACUUUACAUCCAAAAACCACAAGGAGGAUAUACCCUUUUAGAGGAUGCAUUACAGGUUGAAAAGGCUGGCCUUGAAAACGAUAUGCUAGUCUAUCUUACAUAUUACGAUCAAGAUCAAGGUAAAUGGGAAGACAUACAAGUAUCUCAACCAGAAGAGCUUGAUGAUGGUGGAGACGAUGAGGAUGAUGUGGAGGAUCAAAGCUUGUCACGAAAAGAAAAAGGAAAGAGUAAGGCAUAA
Umbelopsis ramanniana AG is the source of this 387-nucleotide messenger RNA. RefSeq lists its product as uncharacterized. Lineage: Eukaryota; Fungi; Mucoromycota; Umbelopsidomycetes; Umbelopsidales; Umbelopsidaceae. The coding region runs from base 1 to 387 and encodes 128 amino acids. The record is from RefSeq and is a predicted model, not a curated record. The transcript is spliced from 3 exons.